AUGAGCAAAAUAAUCAGAAAAAGAACAAGAGAUGAGAUGAAUAAUGGUGGAAAUGGAAGUGGACAACAAAUUACAACCAAUCAAAACAACAUUCAGAAUGAUUCAAUUUAUAUUGGAAAAUGUUAUAUGGUAGAAAGAAGAGCGGAUGGAAAAAAUCCAGAAAAGGUUAGUUUGGUUUUUUGAAAUGAUUAAUUUUACGAGAAAGGUCUUGCAAUUAAAGGUGGAGUCUGAGCAAAAAAAAAGUUAUGCUCAUUUGAAAGAGCAUGUUCCAAUUAGUACAAUCCUCGAAGGAUUUUUUCUGGAAGUUUCUCAAACAUUAAAUUCAAGCUAUUGUACAUUUGGAUUUUCAAGGCAUUUUUUUACAAGGCGUUUCACUAUUUUUUCAAAUUAAUUUUUGAGCUUCCAGAACUAAUUAGAACAUGCUCUUCCAAAUGAGCAUUACUCAUUUUUUGCUCAGACUCCACCUUUAAAGGUGGAGUGAUAUUUUUUCAAGCCAUUUUACACGCUGUUUCAAUGCUUUAGCGAACAUUGAACUUAUUUUACUAAUAUUUGUAAAGCUUCCAUCAGAAAUCCUUCAAGGAAUAUAUCAAUUGCAACAUUCCGUUUAAAAUGAGCCUAGCUCAUUUUUCUUUUGCACUCCACCUUCAAUUUGUUUAUUCAGAUCCUGGCCACAAUUAUCCACGUUGAAUGGAAAGAUAAAAACGAAGAAGAAGCAUCAUCGUCUUCUUCACAAGAACCACAAGAACUAACUGAAGAAAAAUCAGAGGAAUCGAUUUCAACUGAAGGAAAGACUCAAAUGUUUUAUGUUCAUUAUGAAAUGCUUGAUCGACGGAUGGAUGAAUGGGUGACCAGAGAUAGAAUAUUUGAACGUAUUGAUGCACCACAAACAUCGAUCAUUGUACCUGAAAUUGUAACUGGUACACAAAAUAGUGGAACUGAAGGUGUUGUAGGUGGAAUGACAGCAAAUUCGAGUGGAAUUAGAGGAAGAGCAUUGACAAGAAGUCAACGACGAAUUCAUGAAGAAUUUAAUCAUAUGAAACAAGGAUAUGAUUCGAUGGAUGCGACAACUGCGAAAUUGGAAAAAGAACACGAAGAGGUAUAUUUAUUUACAUACAAUGUUUUCCUUUUUUUUGAAAACCAAAUUUUCAGCGCACUAAAGUCAAAAAUAUUCCAAAAAUCACAAUUGGUCGUCAUUGUAUAACAGCUUGGUAUUAUUCACCAUUUCCUGUUCAUUGCACCAAUCAUGAGAUAUUUAUGUGCGAGUACUGCCUUUUAUAUACUCCAAGCAGAACGAAAUUCCGCGAUCAUUAUAUGGUUGGUGAAAUUUUGUUUGUUUUUUUUUUUGAAAAGUUAGGAAAUGUAUUUCGUAAAAAUUGACAUUUCUUAUGAAUCUAUGCCAAUUAAUAGUUUAUGAUAAAAAAAAACACAAAAACGCUUUCAAUUUUUUCACGGGAUAGUAAAAACCGAGGAAUCUUUUUUCAAAAUAUUUUAUUUCAUCUUCUUUUUUAUAGACAUGCAAAGCUCGUGAGCCACCAGGAAAUGAGAUUUAUCGAAAAGACGAACUAUCUGUGUACGAAAUUGAUGGAAGUUGUGAGAAGCUGUAUUGCCAAUGUUUAUGUCUCCUCUCGAAAUUGUUCAUGGAUCAUAAAACUUUGUAUUUUGAUGUAGAUGAUUUCAUGUUCUACGUUCUUUGCGAGGUUUGUUUUUUUCGAAAAAUAAUUUCUCCAUACGUCGCAUGCGUGGAGUAAUCGACUCGUGGAGGAGUUGAUACUCACACCAGUUUUUGGAAGGGAUUGUCACGUGAGAAAAAUUUCCAAACAAAUUUUCUCAAGAACUGAAAAAAAUUGAUAAUAAAUUAUUUCGAAAUUUUGAAACGUAUUUUUUUUUUUGUUUUAAAAAAUCACAAUUUGGAGUCCAAAUUUGUCUAAAAAUCGCUGAAAAUGAAAAUUUGAGUUGAAAAACUAGGAUAAACAUCUUCAAGGCGUGGCAAUUUUAAAAUAGAAGAUUUCGAGGAGGAAAAUUCAAAAAAUGUUGUGCCAUAAAAAACUUAAUAUUUCAGAUUUUCUGAAAAAAAUUGAAAUUUUUCAGUUUUUAGCAACCACGUGGCAAUAAAAAUGAACGUUUAGAAAAAAGUGUUUAAUUUUACAGGUCGAUGAUGAUGGUGCUCAUAUUGUUGGCUAUUAUUCGCGUGAAGUUGAAUCGACAAACAAUCUGGCUUGUAUUAUGGUUUUUCCACCAUAUCAAGACAAAGGAUAUGGAAAAUUGUUGAUUCAAUUGAGUGAGUUUAUUAUUAAUCUUGAAAAUUUGAUUCAAUUCAUUCAAAAAAAAUGCUGCUGCAGGCUACGAAAUCUCGAAUCGCGAAGGAUAUGUGGGAACUCCAGAAAAACCACUUUCUGAUUUGGGAAAAGUUAGCUAUCGAAGUUAUUGGUGGUGGGUGUUGCUCAAUGUUCUCAGCGAAACAACUGUAGGUUUUUUGAUUUAAUUAUUCAAUCUUUGAACAUUUUGAGAAGUUCUUUUCGUCUCCAUGUCUAUCCAUUUUUAUUCAAUUAAUUCCCAAUUUAUUCGAAAUUUCUUAUUUCAGGCAAAUGCAAUUAGCGCGUCUGAAUUGUCAUAUAUCAGUGGAAUUGCAGUAGAUGAUAUUGUUUCGACUUUGACUACAAUGAAAUUGGUCCGACAAUACAAAGGUGAUUUUUGUAGAAAUCUUCAAAACAUUUGCGAAAUUCAAAGCACGCAAGAGCAAAAAACGAACCAUUAUAAACUACAGAAUUUUUAUGAAAAUAUCUUCUGGGCUGAUUCAAGUCGAAAAAAUAAUUUAAAAUUUUUUUUAAAAAACAAAACAUUUCGAUUCAGCAAAUAUCAAAAAAAAAACUAUAUUUUUUCCUAUUUUUUGAAAUUUUUUUCAUUUAAAUAUUUUCGCUGCGAGAUAUUUCUUAUUUUUGUGUGGAAAAAAUGUCAAAAAUAGGAAAAAUUUUUUUGACAUUUGCUGAUUGUGAAUCGAAAUUUUUGUCAAAAAAAGGUGUUCUUAUUAUUUUUUCGACUUGAAUCAUCCCAUUCAAAUUUUUAAUCAAAAUAUAUAUUUUUCAGAAUGCGAUUAUAUAAUUAAAACAGCACGAAAAAUUAUCGAUCAUUGUAUUGCUAACGAUUACGGUAAAAAACCGCGAAUAUUACUCGACAAAUCGGCAUUAAAGUAAGAGUAUUUUUCGAUUUUUCAUCUCAAACAUCAUCAAUUUUCCAGAUGGGAACCACAAGUCAGACGAAACGUGGCAAUUGAAUUAGCCGAAAGAAGAUCAUCGGCAAACUUGGUAGAGGAGAUUCUGGGAGGUACUUGGUUUUCUUUGAAAAAUAAUUUUAAUCUCAUGAAAUUUUUGUAGAUGACUUGAGUAGCGGUUUAUGUUCACCAAACCCAUCCGAAUGUUCAAACAAUGAUGAUCCAACUGGAUUAUUUUGCUGA
This is a messenger RNA of Caenorhabditis angaria, 3451 nucleotides long. Lineage: Eukaryota; Metazoa; Nematoda; Chromadorea; Rhabditida; Rhabditidae. The record is from the annotation of a GenBank genome assembly.